AUAUAAACCCGUGACGUCACCACUGACCGACACAUCUUUGUCAGUGAACAAAAUGGCAACCUACUGUCUCACUGUCGCCCGGCUCCAGCUGGCUCUUGGCCAUGGUGCACGGCGCCUGCAUGUAUCAGCAGCUUACAGAGCCAAGGCCAAGGUGUCUAUGAGCCGCUUUGAGCCCACUUCCUUCAUCAAUUAUGAGAAGCUCCAAUCCAACAUUGACAUUGUGCGAAAAAGGCUCAACCGGCCACUCACCCUGUCAGAGAAGAUCGUAUACGGCCACCUCGAUGACCCCCACAACCAGGAGAUCGACCGCGGUCGCACAUACCUGCGGCUGCGUCCCGACCGUGUGGCCAUGCAGGACGCCACGGCCCAGAUGGCAAUGCUCCAGUUCAUCAGCAGCGGCCUGCCAAAGGUAGCCGUACCCUCCACCAUCCACUGUGACCACCUGAUCGAGGCCCAGACCGGAGGAGUGGAGGAUCUGGCAAGAGCAAAGGAAGUCAACCAGGAGGUCUACAAAUUCCUGUCCAGCGCUGGGGCAAAGUAUGGAGUUGGCUUCUGGAAACCAGGCUCUGGAAUCAUCCAUCAGAUCAUCCUAGAGAAUUACGCCUACCCAGGAGUGAUGCUUAUCGGCACAGAUUCCCACACACCAAACGGCGGAGGGCUUGGGUCCAUCUGCAUCGGCGUUGGAGGAGCAGACGCUGUCGAUGUCAUGGCAGGAAUCGCCUGGGAGCUCAAGUGCCCCAAGGUGAUUGGUGUGAAGUUGACCGGCACUCUCUCAGGCUGGACGUCUCCUAAGGAUGUCAUCUUGAAGGUGGCAGGCAUCCUGACAGUGAAGGGAGGCACCGGAGCCAUCGUAGAAUACCACGGACCGGGAGUUGACUCCAUCUCCUGCACUGGAAUGGCCACCAUCUGCAACAUGGGAGCAGAGAUUGGAGCCACGACCUCAGUGUUCCCCUACAACCACCGCAUGAGGACCUACCUGGAGAAGACUGGACGUGGACAGAUCGCUGCCCUGGCUGAUGAAUACUCCGACUCGUUGGUACCAGAUGAAGGCUGCGAGUAUGACGAGCUCAUCGAGCUCAAUCUGGACCAGCUGAAGCCCCACAUUAACGGACCCUUCACCCCGGACCUGGCUCACCCGGUGUCUGAAGUAGGUGCAAUUGCUAAGAAGAACGGCUGGCCGCUGGAGGUUAAAGUUGGUCUGAUCGGUAGCUGUACCAACUCCAGCUACGAGGACAUGGGUCGCUCUGCCUCUGUGGCCAAGCAGGCUUUGGCUAAAGGCCUGACAUGCAAAGCUCAGUUCACAGUCACCCCCGGCUCAGAGCAGAUCCGUGCUACCAUCGAAAGAGAUGGAUAUUCAAAGAUCCUUGGUGAUGUUGGAGGCGUGGUCCUUGCCAACGCAUGUGGACCCUGCAUUGGACAGUGGGACAGGCAGGAUGUGAAAAAGGGAGAGAAGAACACAAUCGUCACUUCCUUCAACAGAAACUUCACUGCCAGGAAUGACGCUAACCCUGCAACACACGCCUUCGUUACCUCCCCUGAGAUUGUCACUGCACUCGCCAUCGCCGGCACAUUAGACUUCAACCCAGAGACGGAUUACCUCACAGCUGCCAACGGCGAGAAGUUCAAGCUGGACCCCCCCAACGGAGAUGAACUACCUGCCAAGGACUUUGACCCAGGCCAGGACACCUACCAGCACCCGCCCCCUGACGGAUCCAGCGUGGCGGUGGAUGUCAGCCCUACAAGCAACCGGCUACAGCUGCUGGAGCCCUUUGGGAAAUGGUGUGGCGGUGAUCUCGAGGACAUGAAGGUCCUCAUCAAGGUGAAGGGCAAAUGCACAACUGACCACAUCAGCGCUGCCGGACCUUGGCUGAAGUUCCGCGGUCACCUGGAUAACAUCUCCAACAACAUGCUGAUCGGUGCAGUCAACAGCGAGAACGAUGCCAUCAACAAGAUUAAGAACUACCUGACAGGGGAGUACGGACAGGUCCCCGAUGUGGCCCGUCACUACAAGGCCAACAGUGUGUCCUGGGUUGUGGUGGGAGAUGACAACUACGGUGAGGGCUCCAGCAGAGAGCACGCUGCGCUGGAGCCCAGACAUCUGGGAGGAAAAGCCAUCAUUGUCAAGAGCUUCGCCAGAAUUCACGAAACUAACUUGAAGAAGCAGGGUGUGCUGCCACUGACCUUCAGCAACCCAUCAGACUACGACAAGAUCCGCCCUGAUGACCACAUCUCCAUCAGGGGACUCAAAUCCUUUGCUCCAGGAAAGCCUCUUACCGCGCUUGUGAAGCACAGCGAUGGCAGCAAGGACGUCCUGGAACUGAACCACACCUUUAACGAGACACAGAUCGAAUGGUUCCAGGCAGGCUCGGCCCUCAACAGGAUGAAGGAGCUGCAAUGAUGGAGAGGAGUGAGAGGAACAAAACAUGUGGGGGAGGAUUUUUGAUGGGGGAGAAGGGGGGGGGGGGGGGGGG
Etheostoma spectabile (orangethroat darter) is the source of this 2471-nucleotide messenger RNA. RefSeq names its product aconitase 2, mitochondrial (gene aco2). Gene Ontology annotation, biological process: tricarboxylic acid cycle. The transcript has 17 exons. Gene Ontology annotation, cellular component: cytosol; mitochondrion. Lineage: Eukaryota; Metazoa; Chordata; Actinopteri; Perciformes; Percidae. The record is from RefSeq and is a predicted model, not a curated record. Bases 53 to 2398 code for a protein of 781 amino acids. Gene Ontology annotation, molecular function: aconitate hydratase activity; 4 iron, 4 sulfur cluster binding.